AUGUUGGAAGAAACUGCGAAUGGUUGGAUGGUCGGUCUAUAUUCAUUUUUUGAGAUUUCGCAAUUUACACCAAUCGUUUCUAAUUUAUGGGAUAAAGAAACAUCCAGUGUGCAGUAUAUAAAUGCUACGAAAAUAAAAAAGCUUGAUGUAUUGCUCGGAUAUUUAAUUCUGUUUUGGGUUAUUUUAUAUCUUAUGUACGAAAAGUGUCUUAAUUCGUUACUUCGACGUAUGCGCAUUCCAUUGAUGCAGAGAAAUAGAAUAAUCAAGGCUGUGUGGAAUUGUGGAUUUUGCUUUGGUAGCAUUUGUUAUCUAAAAUCACCCACAAUUAAAACAUUGAACUUCGUCUCUGAAGAAUUGGAAAUAACACAUGAGGAAUUGGGUGUCAUUUUACAUAAAAGCUUUUACUUCCAUCGGGCAGGAAUAGAAAUUUUGUGCAAUGGAGCUUGGACAAAAGGCUGGGCCAAUUUGUUAUUUGCAUCUUUCAUCAUGAAUUCGUAUCAGAAAAAGUGGUGUACAAUAGUGAGCACUUUUCUAUUUUAUACAGCAGUUAAUACUAUUAUAAUAGAUACUUGUCGAAUUUUGUUAUGCAUAUCUCAUUAUAGUGGAAGAAAGUUAUCAAAAUUACUUUUUUGUCUUCAUGGUCUUAGUUGGAUAUAUUUACAUGCAUUAUUUGUACCAAAAUUGAUGUUAUGGCCAGAAAAUAUAAAUUAUUCAAGAAUGCAAUUUGGCUUAUGGCUCUGGUUCACGGCGGAAUGUCUAGAUUCUGUAUGGUUUAGACUUUUAGGAUGUGUAAAAGCUACACAUUGGUUAGAAAUUUGUUUAUUUCCCUCUCCAACACGAGAAGCAAUUGAAUUAGCAGGAAUACAAAAACGACAUAGAGAUUCUUUAAAAAAAUUAGUUAAUAGAACAUCAAAAAAAACCGAACUCUGGCAAACAUUGUUUUGUGCUGUGGCUAUUAAGAAAAAAAUCAAAAGAAUUAGGCAGGCAAAACAGAGUAAUUCUAUACAAGUAAUCAAUUCUAUAGAAGAAAAGAAAGAAGAAAAAUUAAUUGAAAUAAUGGAAACAGCAGAAAUAAAUAAGGAGCAAACAAACGAGAAUAUAAAUUAA
Eufriesea mexicana is the source of this 1107-nucleotide messenger RNA. RefSeq lists its product as uncharacterized. The coding region runs from base 1 to 1107 and encodes 368 amino acids. The transcript has 6 exons. The record is from RefSeq and is a predicted model, not a curated record. Lineage: Eukaryota; Metazoa; Arthropoda; Insecta; Hymenoptera; Apidae.